Molecule: messenger RNA, 1381 nt
Organism: Drosophila gunungcola (fruit fly)
Lineage: Eukaryota; Metazoa; Arthropoda; Insecta; Diptera; Drosophilidae
Product: borealin
Exons: 3
Coding region: 171-1133 (320 amino acids)
Biological process (GO): mitotic sister chromatid segregation
Cellular component (GO): chromosome passenger complex; spindle midzone; chromosome, centromeric region
Source: RefSeq, a predicted model, not a curated record
GGCAUCGCAGUUUCCCCAUCUCUAGUACCAAUGACGCUUGAAUUUAAGCGGACAAAAUCGAAAAAACACUAAAAACGCAGACGCUGGCUAGAAAACUAGUAAAUCCACCCAAGAUCAGACACUUUUAACCUUAAACCGGAAAGUGCUCGAAAGCAGAGUCCGCCGCCAAGAUGCCGCGCACCAAGAUACCAAAGAACUCGAAGCGCAAUCGCGAUGUGGCGAAUCGCGAGGAGAAGUUGCGUUUGUACGAGCUCAAAAUGGAUUCCCGCCUGAUCAGCAUCGAUUCGCUGGAGACCAAGUUCCUGUCCGCCGUCGACCACCAGGUGAAGACGCUCCUGGGCCAGGUGCAGAAGGAGCUGGCCAACUUGAAGAUGCCCGAGGUCUUGAGGCUCUUCGGCGAACUGGACCGCUUCAGCGACUUCAAGGCCAGCGACCAGACGCAGCUGCUCGCCUCGAUGUCCAUGAGCGGCAGCGCCACCGACGGCCACGCCCCCACGGCCACCGGGAGUCGCAAUGACGAAGGCUACCUUACAGAGGACAGCAGCAUCGGGGCCAGCGGCGGCAGCCUCCUUUCCGCCCACACGGGCUCCUUGCUGCGGUCCACGAAGGCCAUGCGAACUCCAGGACCGCUGCACUCGGCCAGGGCUCGUCGUGGGCGGCGCAGUCAGUCGGCCUGCGGGGAGCUUAAUAUCCUGCACUCGGCCAAACCGCAAAGUUCGAACAGCAGUAAGGCAGCUGGAAGUCGGAAUUCACGGAGUAAGAUGCGCACUCCAAUGGCCUCACGCUCCAAGGCUUUCAGUGCCGAUCGCACACCGCUAGCACAGAUGCAGAUGCGAUCGGGAUCACCGUGCUCGCCGCCAAUGGCCUUCCUGCGCUAUCCCAAGCCCGGCGAGGUGGCCCUCUCCAAGUUCGGCAGCCCCAUGGUGGCUCAAGUAAUGCCAGACAAGUUCGCCAAUGUGAACAUACCCAUUCGAAACGGAGUGCUCAGCUUGCGGCCCAAGAAACUGGAUGCUGGGGAGGUCGAGUCGAAUCUACUGGAGAAUCUGGAUGAGGAUACCCUAAACCAGAUCAAAACACUGCACGAGAACUUGCAGAUGAUCGUAAAUAAGGCCAGCCAGGCGGGUUUUAAGUAGUGGCCCAUUCGAAUUGCUUUUCUAGAUAUAAUUCUAUAUCAUAUAUUUUAGUACGUUUUUUGUUUAAGUUCAGUUUUCAUAUUACCCAAAUAGUUCAAGUAUUUUGUCUUCAUUUAUUAAAUUCUAUAACGUAUUUACAUAAGCUUCAACACAAGUUCAUAAAUUAUAUGUUCAUCCAAGUGUCCGGGGACUUCAUUGUAAUUUUUUAAGUGCAUUGUUAAAAUAAAAAAUGCGUCGCUCAAUGAUUA